AACAAAAAUAAUAGCAUUGUUUUUAGCUCCUCAAAUAAUACAACUAGUGGUGGCUUAUUUAGAAACUCAAACAAUAAUACCGGUGGUUUAGUUGGGAACAAUAACAACAAUUCGGCUUUUGAUUCAUUUGGUAAUAAUAAUAAUAAUAAUAAUAAUAAUAAUAUCGCCUCAAAUAAUUUUUUAAUUGGAAAUCUUUUCAACACAAACAACAAAGCUAAUAAUUCAAAUUCUUUUUCCGCUGGAGGUAGCUUAUUCAAUAAUAACAACCAAAAUAAAGGUGGCCUUUUUAACGACACACAAAAUAAUCAAAAUCUUAAUGGAGGCAUUUUCAAUAACAAUAACAAUAACAAUAUCAUCGAUCUAUUUCAAAAUGGUAAUCUAAAUAACAAUUCCACUAAUUUAAUUAAUAACAAUACUGGUAAUUCCAAUAAUUUAUUUAAUGGUAAUAAUACGAAUAAUAAUGUUAUCUUUGAUAACGGCAAAUUGAAUAAUCUAAUUAAUUGUGAUACCGAUUUGAAUAUUAUAUUGUUGAUCUGCUCAUAG
This is a messenger RNA of Ascoidea rubescens DSM 1968, 543 nucleotides long. RefSeq lists its product as uncharacterized. The record is from RefSeq and is a predicted model, not a curated record. Lineage: Eukaryota; Fungi; Ascomycota; Saccharomycetes; Ascoideales; Ascoideaceae. The transcript has 2 exons. The annotation marks the transcript as partial.